This is a messenger RNA of Funneliformis mosseae, 1083 nucleotides long. The record is from the annotation of a GenBank genome assembly. Lineage: Eukaryota; Fungi; Glomeromycota; Glomeromycetes; Glomerales; Glomeraceae.
AUGAUGCACGUUCACCCUUAUUAUAAUUUGAAUUCGUUUGAUCUAUGCUUUGGAGGUGAAAAUUCACCAUUCGUUCAGCCACAAGAUUUCACGUUACAACAACAACAAAACUGGAAUUUAUAUAAUCAAUUAAUAGAUCCAUCCAUGAUCGAGAAUAAUUACGUUACCUUGGACGCUCUCGCCCCAAUUGAUCAAAAUUAUGCUCAACCCAAUUACGACUUUCAGGAUCAAACGAAAAAAUGCAAUCACGUUUAUUCCAAAUUCACAAUUCCUUCAAUCACCUCGAUCAUAUCCCAACCUUCAUCAAUAACGGAUAGUCUCAACGUUACGAAUUUCAUAAUAGAUCAAGUUUUACAUCAACAAUCAUCAUUGUCAAAUAAUGCAUUCUCGAUAACGCCGUCAUCAAUCAUAUCCCCAAUAUCAAACACUACAAUUUCAUUACAAGAUAUAAUAGAUGGAACGAAGGUCAUGCAGGAAAUCUCAAAAGAUUCGACGAUUUUCGAUUUAGGUUUGACCAAUUGUGACAUGGAUCUCAAUGAAAAUUCAAUUGAAUGGUUACUUCAAGAUAGUUGUCCGGAAAUGUCGAAACCACUUGACACGUGUCAAUCAUUAACCGAAAAGGAACCUGUUGAGGAAUGUCGUCGGGAUAUUGAUGAUUUGAUAGAAGAACAUAUGAAGGAAAUGAAAAAGUUCAUUCAUAAUGAGAUUUUAUGUCAAGAGAUAUUAACAGAGCCAUCGUGUUUUGAAUUUCAAGAUUUACCUCUUGACAAUUUGGAGAUUGAAACAGAUUGUUCGUCGACGAGCUCGACAUCAACAGCGGUAUAUCUUCAAGAAGGAAUAUGUCAAGAAGCUGAUGGCUUAUUAUCAACAACGAACAUGUUUAUGCCGCAGGAAGACAAUUUCUCAUACGAUGCAUUAGCAAUCGAAGAAAUUCCAAAUUUAUUUUCAACAAAUUUACUUGAAACUCAUAAAGCAACCCAUAUAAAUGAUGAAAUCUUUUUAUAUAAUGAUCUCUUAGGGUGCGACAUGAAAUUUGAAAGUUCUGAUGAAUUGAUAAAAUAUCAACUUGACUAUUUAAAUUGA